CCUAACAUCCUCCUGAAAUUCUAUUUCUUAGGAGAAAAUUAAUAUUUAUGUUUUAUAGUUUUCCGUCUAGAUAGUCAUCUAACAAAAGCCAAAGCGAUUUGCCUCUGUACAACACACCUGAGGAUUUCCGCUAUGUCGAAAAACUUAACUUAACUUCCUCAUUUGGGAAAUUCCUACUCAAUGAGGAACGGCUCUGGGAGAAGGAUAUAAAGGCAGUCUUCAGCUGUCACUAAGACAUUAAACCAAAGACUCUCAGAAGAGAAGCAACCAUUAAACCAGCUCACUAAUUCCAGAGAAGGAACUCAACUGAACGACUGAACGAUGGCAUACGACCUACAUGAAAUGAUAACCUUGGCUUAUGAUGAUGCAUCUGAGACAGACAGUGCAUUUUACUCUGACAGUGCCGAUUCUGAUGAGAUGGACUGCUCGGAUCAACCAGCCAUGUGCUGCCGAUGCGACAUGCACGAAGGCAUGUCGGAGCAUUCUUCCAGCAUGAAGCAAGUGGUGAACAUCAUCAUUGCUCUGAAGAGGAUGAAGCACGUCAAACCAAAGUCUUCAGAGUUUGGUGAAGAAGAGGUGCUCAACAUCAUCAUGGAGAAUGUGAUCAGAGAGCGUCGUAUGGAAGUGGUUGAGGUUACACCAUCUUACGAUAAGACCAGCACGACCUUGCAGUGCAACAUUUGUGAUCAGUUCAAGAAGACUCUGGUGAAAAGCAGCACAUCUCCUCGUUUGAUGGCUGUGACGCUGAGAGACGGAAACAGCGAUUUCAAAGUUCGAUUCAAUCUGUCCACGUAUGUAUCACCGAGUGUCAAACCGAAUGCAUCCCAGCCUGUGUGUCUGGGCAUUUCCAAUAGCAAUCUCUAUCUUGCUUGUACCAAUGAUUCUUCCCCUCACCUGGUCUUGGAGGAGAUCACUGGACCCCUCAACACCAUUAAAGCUGGUGACCCACAUGAAAACCUCCUGUUCUUCAGGAGAGAGACCGGUGUGGCUAAUAACACUUUUGAAUCCGUUAAAUAUCCUGGAUGGUUUAUUAGCACGGAUUAUGAGGAUAGUAAGCCGGUGGAUAUGUGUCAGGUGCCAAGUAGGCGAUUGACAAACUUCGCGCUGGAGGACAAACAACAGAUCCGGAGUUAAGAAUCAAAUUUGAUUUCCUAAAUAUUUCCAGAGAGUAUGUACUAAGUACAGUUUAUGAUCUGGAUUUAUUGAUCGUUCCAAACCUUGUAAGACUUGAUGUAGAGGCAGCUGUUAGACUCCUGCAGAUCUUGGGCUUCUGUAUCUUGUUUUUUGCACUAUGUGACGACAUUAAUGUGGUAAUUGUAAAUUCACAUUGAAUUUUUUUUCUAAGUAUUAAUGUUUUUCUAUAUCCAUAAUUUGUAAUAAUAUUUAAUAUUUAUUUUAAAGUAUUCUAAAUUAUUUUAAGUGUAAUUAUUUAAAAAAUCAAACUUUGUUUUGCUCUUGAUUGUGUUAUGAAAUAAACCUAUGAAAUAAUCAUUA
This is a messenger RNA of Megalobrama amblycephala (Wuchang bream), 1494 nucleotides long. Its product is annotated as interleukin-1 beta-like. The record is from RefSeq and is a predicted model, not a curated record. Gene Ontology annotation, molecular function: cytokine activity. Bases 322 to 1134 code for a protein of 270 amino acids. The transcript is spliced from 7 exons. Gene Ontology annotation, biological process: neutrophil activation; regulation of non-canonical NF-kappaB signal transduction; macrophage chemotaxis. Lineage: Eukaryota; Metazoa; Chordata; Actinopteri; Cypriniformes; Xenocyprididae.